Molecule: messenger RNA, 2841 nt
Organism: Epithele typhae
Lineage: Eukaryota; Fungi; Basidiomycota; Agaricomycetes; Polyporales; Epitheliaceae
Exons: 3
Coding region: 1-2841 (946 amino acids)
Biological process (GO): nuclear envelope organization
Cellular component (GO): nuclear envelope; meiotic nuclear membrane microtubule tethering complex
Molecular function (GO): protein-membrane adaptor activity
Source: RefSeq, a predicted model, not a curated record
AUGUCAUUCUCGAGCACACCUCUCGGUCAAGGCAGACGUCUAGAUCAUCAGACCUUUCUCAACAAGAACAACUCAAACGCACCCCAACGCCGUGGAAUACCUAACUCUUAUUCUUACGGAGCACCAACUACCGGCUCGCGCUCACCCCCCAAACCCACCAAAGCCCCCCUGCCUCAGGCGGACGACUCUGAGGAGCCCGCCCUCGUCCGCUUCGCUCGGCUCAAGCAGCGCGAACAGACCCAACCCGAUCCGUCACAAGCCACGGCUUCCCAACGCCCUCCCGAGUCGUGGAGUGUCCGCGACACGUCCGUGAACAUCGUCAGCGCGUUCCAUCAAGCCGCAACCACAUCCUUCGAUACCACCCAAGGCAGCGCCAACAUGAGUUCUGCGAUGACCCCGGACGAAGCCUGGGCGUCGGGCGCGCGCAAGCAGCCCAUGGUUCCUCGCAGUACGUCUGUCGAGUACGAAAAGGAAACCCAAUCCACCAUCAACCGCCGCCUCGCGCCUCCCCCUAGUCGAGGACCACAAGCGCGAGUCUCUCGUCCCGUCUCCAAAACCUCGUCUUUACGCCAUGUCCCCGACUCCGAGGGCGAAGAGGAGGCCCAGCCCAACGGACGCGGGAAGACCCCCCUUCAACAUGGCAUAGACAUGGUUCGAAAUCUUGUUCCUGCGACUUUCCUUCUCCGUGAAGGCUCUCCUGCGCUCGGAAAUGGCCAUGACAGUAUGCGCGACCAGUCCAGUUACGACUAUUCCGCGGAAGAGCGCGAGUUCCAAGCCGGGAACGCGUCACAAAAGCCUCCGUCGCGGAGAACGGUCGCUGCGCACAAGAAGAACAGGAUGUCUACCGACAACAGGGCGUACCGUCCGUCGAUGUCGGAUCUGGACGAGUCGGAUGAAGAUUUCGAGGAGGACGGAAAACGCACGAGGCGAAAGAAGAAGAAGGCGGUCGGCCCCGGCGGCGGCCCUCUCACGACACUCCCUGUUGCCGGUUACGACAAGCGAAAGAAGAAGAGAAAGGGGACGAAAACUAAUGGGGCCAAUGGAGAUGAGGAAGAUGGGAGCACAGACGAUGAGCAGGGGAGUGAGCAGCGAUCACAGCAGGGUGCCACCGCGUACCAGCGUGGAGCAUCGUUACUUCGGACGUCAGUACCCCCACAGCCUCGUCAACCAUCCGUGCAGCCACAUUACGACUCGAGCAACGUGGAUUCGUCCAUGGACAUCGAAGGGCUCGCUCCAGUAUCGGAGACGGAAGAGCGCCCCCCACAAAUCGAGCCCCUGUUCCCUCCAUCAUCGUUCUCGGUAGGCGCUACGAUGGGACGUCUAGUCCAUGGAUUCGUCUCUUAUCUUGGUUGGAUCGGGGGGUGCCUUGGCAAUGCCGCGGCCGCGACUGCAAGAGGGCUCAUCCACGCCAACGUCAUCAAGUACUUCGCCGUCGGCAUUACACUUUGGCUUGUGUGGAUAGCGGUCAACAGCGGAAUGCUUGACCUAGGAUCUAUUCCUAGAUCUAUUCCUAUCUUCAAAGGGAGUCCGGGUCCUUACCAUGCUCCUGAGGUCCCUGCUGCGGACCUGGCCGCUCUCUCCGCUCGGCUACUCUCCUUGGAGAAGGCCGUUGCGAGCCUCUCUCUGGAAACGGACCGUUCACGCGCAUACAUCGAUGGGGACGCCAGGCAUCGUGCCGAUAUGACCAGCCAUAUCGGUAAUCUCGAGACUCGGAUCCAGAAGGAGAGCUCGCGCGCGCAAGAAGCGGAAAACAAGUUCCGCUCUAGCGCGAGUGACAACCUCAAUGUUGUCAAGAAAGAAGUCACUCAACUUGCUUCGCAGCUGCAAACCCUGCGUGACGCAGAAGCCAGGAGACCCUCCAUUGGAAGCGACGAAGAGGCCCGUGCCAAGCUCAAGGCCCUCGACGAGCGCGUCGGGAAUGUGGAGGGCGGCGUCAAGGAGGCGCUUGAGGUUGGCAAGAAUGCCGCGAAGGCGGGUGCGGUCGCAGCGAAUAUCGCCGACUGGUGGAACAAACUUGCCACCGGCAAGACAAAGACUGUCACUGUCAAGUCAUCCGACGGCCAGGAUGUUACGGCGCUCAUCAACCAGCUAGUCGAUACCGCGGUCAUGCGCAACUCCAAAGACAGCAUCGCUCGUGUUGAUUUCGCUCUCCACUCCGGCGGCGCGAAGGUUAUUCCUCGGUAUACGAGCGACACCCUCGAAGUUCGCCCAUCCGGGAUUGGCAGCUCAGUGCUCGGCUUCAUCAACGGCGGCAGCGGGUAUGCUAUCGGUCGUCCACCUGUUACCGCCUUGCACCACGAGAUCCACGCGGGUCACUGCUGGCCUUUCGGUGGUCAAACUGGUCAGCUGGGAAUCAACCUUGCAGCGCCUGUCUACAUUUCCGACAUCACCAUCGACCAUGUCGCUCACGAGGUCGCGAUGGACCUGCGCUCCGCGCCGCGCCAGAUGGAAGUAUGGGGUCGGGUGGAGGGGCAGGACAACAUCGUCAAGAUCCACGAAUGGCGCGAGCAACGCGACGCACAGCGUCGAGCGGCCGAGGAGGCUGGUCAGCCCAUUCCCCCCAACUUGGUGGACGAUGGGCAACGUCCGCGCAGCAUCCCUAAAGAUCAGGACUUCAUCCGCAUUGCGAACUUCACGUACAACAUUCACGCUCCCGAGUUCAUCCAGACGUUCCCCGUUCGCGACGAGAUCAAGGAGCUUGGCAUGGACUUCGGCAUUAUCAUCCUCCUCAUCAAGAACAACUGGGGCCAAGACGAGUUCACAUGCCUUUACCGUAUGCGUGUUCAUGGCGAGCGCCUGGGCGAGCUCCCGCUACCAUACCCGGAGGAAGACCUGGCGUAG